CACAAAAAAUUUCAGACUAAACCAAAAAUAUCUUCAAGGGGAAAAGAAGCAAAUAAUGGAAACCAAAGCCCUAAUUUUCACAGUUCUCUUCAUCGUUCUUACUCUCAGAUUCUUGAUCAGGAAACUCAAGCGACACCCUAACCUCCCUCCCUCUCCGCCAUGGUCUUUGCCGGUGAUCGGUCACCUCCGCCUCCUCAAACCGCCGAUCCACAGAACUUUCCUCUCCAUAUCUCAGUCUCUCGGCGACGCUCCCAUCUUCUCCCUCCGCCUCGGAAAACGACUCGUUUUCGUGAACUCCUCACACUCCAUCGCCGAGGAGUGCUUCACCAAGAACGACGUCGUCCUAGCGAACCGUCCGAACUUCAUCCUCGCCAAGCACGUCGCGUAUGACUACACAACCGUGAUCGCAGCUUCCUACGGGGACCACUGGAGGAACCUCCGCCGCAUCGGCUCCCUCGAGAUAUUCUCCAAUCAUCGGCUCAACAGCUUCUUGUCUAUCCGUAAGGACGAGAUCCGGCGGUUGAUACUACGUCUCUCCAGAAACUUUUCACAAGAAUUUGCAAAGGUGGAGAUGAAGUCAAUGUUAUCCGACUUAACAUUCAACAACAUCAUCAGAAUGGUGGCUGGAAAACGUUACUAUGGAGACGGUGUUGAGGAGGAUCCAGAGGCUAAACAAGUCCGGCAGCUCAUCGCGGAUGUGGUGACUCUAGCUGGCGCCGGGAACGCUGUUGAUUACUUACCGUUCUUGCGUUGGGUUUCAGAUUACGAGAAACGUGUCAUGAAGCUAUCGAGUAGGCUUGACGAGUUCUUGCAAGGGUUGGUCGAUGAGAAACGGGAAGCUAAAGAGAAGGGCAACACGAUGGUCGAUCACUUGCUUUCUCUGCAAGAAAAUCAGCCUGAUUACUUCACUGAUCGCAUCAUCAAAGGAAACAUGCUUUCCUUGAUACUAGCGGGGACUGAUACAUCAGCGGUGACACUAGAAUGGGCAUUGUCGAACUUGUUAAACCAUCCGGAGGUAUUGAAAAAGGCAAGAGAUGAGAUUGAUAGAAAAGUCGGUUUAGACAGGCUUAUAGACGAAUCAGACAUCUCGAAUCUGCCUUAUCUCCAAAACAUUGUCUCUGAAACGUUACGCAUGUACCCUGCCGUCCCCAUGCUGCUUCCUCACGUGGCCUCGGAAGAUUGUAAGGUAGGUGGAUACGAUAUGCCUAGUGGGACGAUACUGUUGACCAACGCGUGGGCUAUACACAGAGAUCCUCAGCUAUGGGAAGAUCCCACGAGUUUCAAGCCAGAGAGGUUCGAGAAAGAAGGAGAAUCUCAGAAGAUAAUGGCGUUUGGGUUGGGAAGACGGGCGUGUCCUGGUUCCGGACUGGCUCAUCGGCUAGUAAACCUGACUCUUGGGUCAUUGAUUCAGUGUUUGGAAUGGGAGAGGCUUGGAGAAGAGAAAGUGGAUAUGAGUGAAAGGAAAGGAGGAACUAUGCCUAAAGCCAAGCCUCUUGAAGCCAUGUGCAGAGCACGUGCCUCUGUUGGUAACAUCUUCCACGAGGGAGCUUGAUUUUAGGACUUUCUGCAAGGAUUCCCAAAAAAAAAACAUUAAAUAAAUCCACUGUAAAUUUCCGACAAUGUUGAUAGUUGUUAACAAGUUACGGUCUGUUCAAUCUAAGAUUUGAGUUUGUGAUG
Messenger RNA from Raphanus sativus (radish), 1677 nucleotides. RefSeq names its product cytochrome P450 81D11. The transcript is spliced from 3 exons. Lineage: Eukaryota; Viridiplantae; Streptophyta; Magnoliopsida; Brassicales; Brassicaceae. Gene Ontology annotation, molecular function: heme binding; oxidoreductase activity, acting on paired donors, with incorporation or reduction of molecular oxygen; monooxygenase activity. The coding region runs from base 56 to 1552 and encodes 498 amino acids. The record is from RefSeq and is a predicted model, not a curated record.